AAUGGGCCGACUGUUGGCAAUCGUCAGCCAAUCGCGUCCAGGAAAUUGUUCGGUGGGUGGUCCCUGGGGGGCCGUGGAGGUUGGCGGCUGUUGAGCGGUGUUGGCGGUAAAGUCCUUGAGCGGAACAUCUCUGUCGGAAGAGAAAAUGAGUUUAGCUCUGAGAGGUGAGCUUGUAGUAGACAAAACAAAGAGGAAAAAACGAAGAGAACUCUCUGAAGAACAGAAACAAGAAAUUAAAGAUGCUUUUGAGCUCUUUGAUACCGACAAAGACCAAGCCAUAGAUUAUCAUGAAUUAAAGGUGGCAAUGAGAGCUUUGGGUUUUGAUGUGAAAAAGGCUGAUGUACUGAAGAUUCUUAAAGACUAUGACAGAGAAGCCACCGGCAAGAUCACCUUUGAAGACUUUAGUGAAGUUGUGACAGACUGGAUAUUGGAAAGAGAUCCACAUGAAGAGAUACUGAAAGCAUUUAAACUAUUUGAUGAUGAUGAUUCAGGUAAAAUAAGCUUGAGGAAUUUGCGGCGUGUUGCCAGAGAACUGGGUGAAAACAUGAGUGAUGAAGAACUUCGGGCUAUGAUAGAAGAGUUUGAUAAAGACGGUGAUGGAGAAAUAAAUCAAGAGGAAUUCAUUGCUAUUAUGACUGGUGACAUAUAAGGAAUUACAAGAAUCAACACCAACAUGUUGCAGUUACCACCUAUAUUCUCUCUUUGUGCCUGGAGUCCUGUUUAAAAAAAAAAAAAAAA
Messenger RNA from Acomys russatus (golden spiny mouse), 738 nucleotides. RefSeq names its product centrin 3 (gene Cetn3). Gene Ontology annotation, biological process: spindle pole body duplication. Gene Ontology annotation, cellular component: microtubule organizing center. The coding region runs from base 146 to 649 and encodes 167 amino acids. The record is from RefSeq and is a predicted model, not a curated record. The transcript has 5 exons. NCBI's taxonomy places the organism in Eukaryota, Metazoa, Chordata, Mammalia, Rodentia, Muridae. Gene Ontology annotation, molecular function: calcium ion binding; microtubule binding.